Messenger RNA from Ochlerotatus camptorhynchus, 2965 nucleotides. It is a transcript of the gene Pop2, whose product is annotated as Pop2. The record is from RefSeq and is a predicted model, not a curated record. The transcript has 5 exons. Gene Ontology annotation, cellular component: CCR4-NOT complex; P-body; CCR4-NOT core complex. The coding region runs from base 830 to 1948 and encodes 372 amino acids. Gene Ontology annotation, molecular function: poly(A)-specific ribonuclease activity; nucleic acid binding. NCBI's taxonomy places the organism in Eukaryota, Metazoa, Arthropoda, Insecta, Diptera, Culicidae.
CAGUCUCCAAGAAAGACACAAACGAGACGGACGAACGCAAACGCGAAUCAUUUUUCUCGCAGUACUGGUGGCUGCAGCCGAAGCAGGAGAGAAAAAAGCAACGAAGAAAAAAUAUCUUGCGGAAAAACAGCCCCCGCGGUAGCAGCAUUCCUUGGAACCUAUUGGCGCUGGCAAAAAUUAACCUUGGGAGAAGGCAGUGCGCUUCCGGAGAGGACCAUCAGUGCGUUUUUUGUGUGUGUCGUAACCCGUUGUAAAUACGCUUGCAGACGGGAGUAUUGUGAAGCGGAUUCCACACGGUAACAAAAAGGAAAGCACACAACUGGCGCCUGUGUCGAAAUACUACUACAGCCCCUCGCUCCGCUUCCGCGAUUGGAAUUAGAAAGAAACACGGUCAUCUCUCUCUUGGACGCCAGCAGUCCCGCAGUGUGAACGUUUUGUGGCUCCAACCGGGCGCACAACCGUCAUCUGCUAGCCCUGCAGACCCUUUCGUGGCUGUGUGAAAAUUGUGGCUGACGACACGGCGGCCGCCGAAGCAGAUCAUCAUCAGCCGAACGCUGGAGCAGAAGACAUCGAAGAGGACAACGACAACGACGACAACCAGGAGCGACAAUCGCAGACGGAUGAAAACCAGAAAGAACCUGGUGGUAGUCCAACGUUAAGUGGCAGCGAGAAGCAAGAUCCGAAAGAGGACUUUCAGGAAGAAGGAAGGGAAGAGCAACGAGAAGGACAGGAGCAGGAGCAGGCAGAACAAGAGAAACUACUACAACAACAACAACAACAACCGGAACAACUGCAAAGAAAGCAAACGCUCCAAACUGAGGCACAGGCAAUGCCAUCGGCAGUUAGCGGUGGCGGCGGAGGCGGAGGCAACCAUGCCGGCGGUGGUGGCAAUCAAUCGAACGAGGAAUGUGGCAUUCGGGACGUUUGGCGGCACAAUCUGGACGAGGAAUUUCGCACCAUCCGACACAUCGUGCAGAAGUACCAUUACGUGGCGAUGGACACGGAGUUCCCCGGAGUGGUAGCUCGGCCAGUCGGUGAAUUCCGCUCCUCGGCCGACUACCAGUAUCAGUUUCUGCGGUGUAACGUCGACUUGCUACGGAUCAUUCAGCUUGGAUUGACCUUCAUGGACGAGGAAGGCCACACUCCGCCGGGCUUUUCCACGUGGCAGUUCAACUUCAAGUUCAAUCUAAAUGAAGACAUGUACGCGCAGGACUCGAUCGAUUUACUGCAGAACUCGGGCAUUCAGUUCAAGAAACACGAAGAAGACGGUAUUGACCCGCUGGAUUUCGCCGAAUUGUUGAUGACAUCCGGAAUAGUGCUGAUGGACAACAUCAAAUGGCUCAGCUUUCACUCCGGCUACGAUUUUGGCUAUCUGCUGAAGCUUCUGACAGAUCAGAACCUGCCAGCGGAGGAAAGCGAUUUUUUCGAGCUGCUGCGGAUCUACUUUCCCACGAUCUACGACGUUAAAUAUUUGAUGAAGAGCUGCAAGAAUCUGAAGGGUGGCCUGCAAGAGGUGGCAGAUCAGUUGGAACUGCGUCGUGUCGGCCCGCAGCAUCAGGCCGGCUCAGAUUCACUGUUGACCGGAAUGGCAUUCUUCAAGAUGCGCGAGAUGUUCUUCGAGGACAACAUUGACAACGCCAAGUACUGUGGCCACCUGUACGGACUCGGAACGUCGUUCAUCGUGAACGGUAGCAGCAACACGAUCAGCAGCAGCACCAACAACAGCUCGAACGCUACGAUCGGUGGAUCCAACGCAAACUCAAACACCGGCGGUGGAACCGGUUCCGGCGGCAGUGGCAACAGUGGUACCACGGGCUCUUCAUCCAACAACAACAACAAUAACAACAACAACAACAAUAAUAACAACAACAACAACAACAAUAACAACACAAACAGCAGUAGUGGAAACAACUAUCACGACAACGGUGAGACGAAUGCGACAUCAUGAUUUCGUCUGUUGAUUCGCUAGAAAAUCGACGCACCUUUAAACUCUGAAUGCACACGACACCCUUGGCAAGCAAAGGCAAAACUUUUCAGCUAACUCAUCCGGCAUAAUAACACAGCAAGUAAUAUUCUCUUUAAAGGACACACAGCCAAUAUUUAUUACAGCUUUAUCACUAUCCUUAUCUAUCGUAAUUAGAAAGCAUUUGGAUAUGUAGAUGAAGAACUCGAACGAAGACAUUCAUUUUAUUUUAAGCGAAGUGAGGAAUAAAACCGAUCCAAUCGAUUUGUGUCCUCGCUUUCGAAUUUGUGAAUGCCUCAUUUUUUAUCAUCUUUGACGAUUGAUACGAGCCACUACUGAAUACCUUUUUUUUUUAAUGACGAACGACAUGAGAAACGAUUGAGUAAUUUAUAAUUUUCGCAUUUGCUCUAAAGUAAAGCAGCGACAAAAGCGUAGGUAGAAGACACUUUGAACAGGUAGAACAGUUGUCACGUAGGGUGAGAAAAUGUAGAUGUAUUUAUGUUCAUUACUAGUUCUCCUCUCUUCUUUUUUAUUUUUUUUUUGACUACCAACUGGAACCUAUAGAAGGAACUUUAGAGGACGAAUGCAAAAGAAAACAAGUUGAAAUGUCAUGUAUUUAAACGGAUCUUAAAAGGUUAUCAAGCAUCUUUUCAUAUUCAAGCAUUAAAAGUUAUGAAAAAUGCACUCUGUAAACACUGUUAUUUAAAACAAAUCAAAUAAAGGCAAACGGGACAGUUUUCUCAGAAAUAAAUUAAAAGCAAAUAACAAAAAAAAAACAUCUUUCUGUUGCAACAUAAGAUUAAGAUCAAGGACGCAGAAAAACAGGAUCACACAAUUUACAGUCUAGUUCAGGUACUUUGUAUGAGCCACAAACAAAAAUAGGAAUGAAUAAUGGAUAGUUUUUUUUUUGAAAAGUUAAUAUUCAACCAACAUUACGAAGCAUAGUGAAACAACUGAUAAAACACUUAUAUAUGGAAAUACAAAUGUUUUAUUGAUUCAAAA